AUGUUGCUCUCACUAUUGUCAGCCUGGCUUGCUGGAUGGCAUCUCAACAGCCCGUCUCAUGAGUGCGGACUGACGAUGGCUCUCUGCAACGCAUACUAUCACUGUGAUGCUGUUGAAAAGGAGCCAUAUUUGACUUCUGUAGGCUCCAGCUUUGCAGGCGUCGCAAGACGUAGACUCAUGGCCUGCUACUCUGUACGACCUGGAAGCCACGGAGUGGGCAAGCACUCUUAUCGGCGAGUCUGA
This is a messenger RNA of Mixia osmundae IAM 14324, 243 nucleotides long. RefSeq lists its product as uncharacterized. Bases 1 to 243 code for a protein of 80 amino acids. The transcript has a single exon. NCBI's taxonomy places the organism in Eukaryota, Fungi, Basidiomycota, Mixiomycetes, Mixiales, Mixiaceae. The record is from RefSeq and is a predicted model, not a curated record.